CUCCAACACUGUGAGUUGACGGUGCAGCACUGCUUAAUUGGACUCCGCGAGUUUAACUGGUCCUCCAUCAGUCUCCUGUGGAUUUAUGUGAAGAUAGCAAGCUUUAAAGAAGACUUAAGAGCAGGCAUUAGACAGUGAAGCAGCAGUAUGUUCAGAGCAGUGUUUGGAAACAAGAGAGAGGGAGGAGGAAAACGAGGAGAGAAAAAGAACCAAAGACAUCCAGGAAGUGAAGUGUACACUCACAGCACUUUGCAGAAGGGUAGUCGUGGGCGUGCCACACAUGUCAAGGAUCAUGCCACUGACCCGGUAAAACUGAGGAGACUGACCAAGGGAGCGUCCAUUUCCUUACCGUCCUCCCCUCUCCUCCCUCGACAGGCCGACAUAGUUCCCUCCCACUCGUGCAUGAAGUUCCCAGGACGGGUAAGGCAGCGAGAGUAUGUGGAUGGCUCUUCCAACACGAGAGAUCCCCUUGUCUUUGCCUCGUGCCGUGGCAGGACAGACCAGAGAGACCUCCACGUGGAGCCCCAGCUGGGCUCCUCCCUUUCUACCCAGGAACUGAUGACCAGACUAUGCUUCUUAUUGGGAGAAGCAACGCCUGGCACUGUUAGCUCUCCUAUGGAGGACAGGAGGGAAAAGAAGUGUGAUUCCUCUGCUCAGGGGGGGAGCCCCAGCUCCACUCUCACCUGCAGCACCACCUCCCCCUGCUCCGAGAGCCCCUCCUCCACCCUGAGCACCAGUGCUGGAGGCCAGCUUUUGUCCCAGCCUUUAUCCUUACCUUCAACUCACUGCAGCACGAGCACCAGCCCCAGUGGGACCCUCUCCAGCUCUGUGCCCAGCCAUGGCCCUGGUCCCCUCGCUGGGAGCAGCCCUGGGCCUCCUUCUCAAAGCCCUACCUCCACCCUAGGGAGCAAGGAUAGUGGAAUCAUAGCAACCAACACUAGUUCCUCUGAGAAUGAGGAGCGCAGCCCAUUCAGUGAACGUCUGACUAAGGAAGAAGGCCCGGGGGGCGGUGCUGGUGUAAUGGGCCAUGCAAGCGAGGACCGCCAUCCCGGGCCAACCAGGGACAAUCUGACCCCCAGACCAGAUGAGGCCUUACCUAGAACCGACAUCACAGAGCCCAGGACUCCACCAGCACCGAAAAGACCCCUCCCACAGCACCACAUACAGUGCACUUCCUCCCUUGUGAUGCCACGUCCAAACUCUGUGGCAGCAACCAGCUCCACUCGAUUGGAAGAUUUGAGUUUCCUGGACAACCAAAGGGCCGCUGGACACAGGAGCUCCGUCCGCAAACACAACACAGCUGGACGCACAAAUGAUGACUCCAAAGGGAGAUUGGUGCCAUUCAAACAAGCUGACAUCAUGCUCAAACCGCUGCUGUUUGAAGUCCCCGGCAUCACCGCAGAGACACCUUUUGUUGGCCGGGAUUGGCUCUUCACACGUCUGGAGGAGGUCCUGAGAAAGACGAGCAGCUGUGAGGGACGUGGGGCUGUCAUUGUGGGUAACGCAGGAUCCGGGAAGACAGCUAUCAUCUGGCGGCUGGUGACGCUUUGCUGCCAUGGGAAGCGAACACCACAGGGAGGUCCCAGCAUCCCUCACAGCCCCAGCUCCUCCCCCAAAUGUGGGGAUAAGCAGGGAAAAGCAGUCUCCAAACAGCCGCCAGCUGACUCCCAGCCCAACCAGAGUGCUGUUGCAGGAACAAGCGAUAUUACAGCACAGAGGAAAGAGGCUGUCAGAUGCCUGGCUGCCAAGGUGGUGGCGUACCAUUUCUGUCAGGCGGACAACACCUACACCUGCCUGGUUCCAGAGUUUGUGCACAGCGUCGCCGCCCUGCUGGCCAGAGCCCCACAGCUCGCCCCGUACAGGGAGCUGCUGGCACAAGAGCCCCACCUUCAAAACACUCUCAGUCUGAGAUCCUGCGUUCAGGACCCCAUCGCUGCCUUCAGAAAGGGAAUCCUGGAACCCAUAGCCAGCCUGCGCAAGGAGCGCAGGCUGCCUGAAGAAGACUACAUUAUAUUGGUCGACAGUCUUAAUGAAGCAGAGUUCCAUAAACCAGACUAUGGGGACACCAUCGCCACUUUCAUUACCAAAAUAGUCUCCAAAUUCCCCCCCUGGCUAAAGUUGGUGGUCACAGUGAGGACAAGUCUGGUGGAAAUCACCACACUCCUUCCCUUCUCUGGUAUCUCUCUGGACAUUCUGCCAGACAGCAGUGAUCUGGGCGCUGACCUGAGCGACUACAUCCAUCAUCGGGUCAGCAGCAGCACCCAGGUCGCCAUCAACGUCACCACGCCAACAGGCUCCGUCCCUGAUCAGCUGCUCCUCAGCAAGUUCAGCAGCCACCUGUCAACACGCAGCCACGGCUCCAUCCUGUACCUGCAACUGACCCUGGAUCUGUUCCACAAGGGCCACCUGGCUCUGAAAGGAGGAAACUACCUGGUGGUGCCCGUGUCCCUGUCGGAGGUGUACCUGCUGAUGUGUCGUGUGAGCUUUCCGGAUAAAGAGGCCUUUGAACUGGUGCUUCCGGUGCUAAAUGUGGCGCUGGCUUCUCUGCACCCACUGACUGACGAACAAAUGUUCAGGGCGCUGAACGCAGGCAGUGUGAGGGGGGAGCUGGAGUGGAAGGACUUCCAGCUGAGAUUAGACAGCCUGGCUGGAUUCAUGGUGAGACGCAGGGACGGCACACGGAUGCUUUGUCAUCCCUCCUUCAAAGAGUGGCUGGUGUGGAGAGCAGAUGGAGAGAGCAGUGACUUUCUCUGUGACUCUAGGAGUGGCCACGCUCUCCUGGCCUUCAUGUUCUCCAGGCAGGAGGGCAAGCUGAACCGGCAGCAGACCAUGGAACUGGGACACCACAUCCUCAAGGCUCACAUAUUCAAGGGUCUCAGUAAGAAGACAGGUGUGUCCUCCAGCGUUCUCCAGGCGAUAUGGGUGAACUGCAGCACAGACAGUUUGUCCGCUGCACUGGCCUCGCUGAGAAACCUAUAUACACCUAACAUCAAGGUAAGUCGUCUGUUGAUGCUAGGUGGCGCUAGCGUGACCUGGUGUACUGAGGUGGUUGGACAUGCGCCCAUCCUGGCCGUCCACGCUCACCUCGGGCACGUGGAGAUGGUGGCUCUGCUGCUUGAAUAUGGUGCUCCGCUAGAUGGGACCACCGACAGUGGCAUGACGCCCCUCUGUCUGGCUGCCGCUGCGGGACACACAGACAUCGUCAGUGCGCUCUGCAAGAAAGGGGCCAUGGUGGGCCAUGCUGAUAAGAGUAACCAGUGUGCCCUGGUCCACGCUGGGCUGAAGGGCCAUGCAGAAAUCAUCACCAUCUUGCUGGGCCAGGAUUGGGGAGCAGAGGUUCCCGCUGACCCACAGCAGCACCACAGCACUGAAGCUGUGACUGGGAAAGCAAAGGCAGCUCAGCAGGCGGCUACCGCUGCAGCUAGUGUGGGAAACACACAGGUGGUAAAGAGCUUGCUGGAUUUGAAAGAUGAACAGCUGGACGUGCAGAUGGACGCUCACGACUCUCUCUGGGGAGAAACGGUGCUGAGCGCGGCAGCAGGAAGAGGGAGGAUGGAGGUGUGUGCGUUCCUCCUGGAGGGGGGGGCAGGGCUGGAGAUACCGAACCGCAGGGGGAUGGUCCCGCUGCUCAGUGCCACCAAACAUGGACACACACAGGUUGUUGAGUUGCUGCUAAAGCACGGUGCAGAUAUCAACGUCUCUGAGAAGCAGGGUCGCAAAGCCCUGAUGCUCGCCGCCUCAGAGGACCACACCAGCACUGUGGAAGUGCUGCUGUCAAAGGGUGCCUCUCCGUCUGCUGCGGAUCAGGACGGGCUGACCGCCCUGAGCUGGGCGUGUCUGAAGGGGCAGAAAGGUGCGGUGCAGCUGCUGGCGGAGGCCGGCGCCGACCUGAACCACCCGGACCGACAGGGGCGGACCCCUCUGGACCUCGCUGCUCUGAACGGGGAGGCAGAUAUAGUUCAUUGCCUUGUGGAACAUGGAGCGGUGUUGGAGAGAGACACCACCGCCACCAGAGGCUCGGAGCGGGGGCCGGGCUGCCAGAACCCCGCCCUGGUGGCCUCGCUGCUGAAGAAAGGAUCCAAGAUGGGCUACAAAACGGCUCCACAUGAUCGAUCAGGUCACGCUACAUGGGCUAUGGCUUCCUCCAAACCAGACAUCCUCCUCAUCCUCCUGCAGAAGCUGAUGGAGGAAGGGAACAUGCUUUACAAGAAGGGACGUAUGAAGGAGGCAGGCCAGCGUUAUCAGUAUGCCCUGAGGAAGCUACCUCGUGAGGGGCAAGGAGACGAGCUGAAAGGGCUCAAAGAGCUGCGGGUCUCCCUCUAUCUAAACCUCUCCCGCUGCCGCAGGAAAACCAAUGAUUUUGGGCUAGCAGAGGAGUUUGCCACAAAAGCCCUGGAACUCAAACCCCGGUCUUAUGAAGCGUAUUAUGCCAGAGCACGUGCCAAGAGGAGUAGCAGGCAGUUUGCUGCAGCGCUGGCAGACCUCCACGAAGCAGCACGACUCUCGCCGUCCAACCGGGAGAUCAGGCGCCUGCUGGUCCGGGUAGAAGAGGAAUGCAAACAUCAUCAGAAGGCGUGCAGCAACAACAUGGCACAGGGUUACAACAGGGACCCUCACACCCACCACCAUCAAACCCCAGAGGAAGAGGCAGACGUCUAUUCGCAGGGAAGCCUUGAGAGGCAAGUCCCUGCGGAGCACACUGAUGCAGAGAGGGAGGAGGACAAGGACGAGGAGGAGGAGGAAGCCAGCUUGCAGUGUGGGAAAAGUCCUGAGUUUUGGCUCCUGAAUCCGUACGCUCCCAACAGGACCCUCCCUGGAGGCGUGGCCUUUGGUUUAUCAGAUCAGCCGCCAUGUUUCCCUCAAGAGGAAUAUGUGCAGAACCAACUGUUUGUGGAGUUGCCCGAGCCCGUUUCUGCUCUGAACAGACAGAGCCAGGGCCUCAGCAGGACUCAUCACCACUGCCACUCUCUCCAGACAGGGGGCCGGGUCGGGGGCCGGCCUCUCUCUCUGUGCGGCCCCUCCAGUCCACUGCCAGGCAGACAUAUGUCCGCUUCCCUGAGGCCGGCCCCCGUGCUCGGUAUUGACAUCGGCUAUGGAUUAGCCAAUGAACACCCGGGACACAGCCCCACUGAGCUCUAUCACCCCAUGUCUCCCAACAGCUCCUCCCCACCCGGGCCCCUCCAUAUGUACCAGCCCCGCUCCUCCAGCUUCUCCAGGGGCUCGGACAGACUGUCCACCCACUCUGUGGCUCUGGACGGCCUGGCUCUCGCCCUGGGGGCCGGUAUGGAGGUCAGGAGGGAUGGUGGGGGAGGAACAGCGGGCUCAAGGGGGUCCAGCUCCAGUCAGGCCUCCAGUGGGAACCUGUCAGACGGCGGCAGGCAGCAGGUGGUGGACGCCCCCUGCCCCCUCAAGAGUAGCGGGAGCUUCAAGACCAAACCUGAGCUGAAGCCCCGCCCCUUCAUGGGAGUGAUGGACAAAUCAGUGCGAGUCCAGGGCCAGCAGACCUCUGGCCUGAGCCGACAGGGAGGAGGGAUGGAGGGUCUCAGUAUGUCAGUCAUGGAGUUUCAAGGGUUGAGCAAUGAGUUCAAACGCGCUUCAUUCCAGGAGCAGCAGAGCCGGGAGUUUGGGGAGCGGAUCCUCCAGCGAGAGUCCAGAGUCAGCGCGUCCUCACAGCUCCGCUUCCCCGACGGGAGACACAGACAGGCCAGCCUCACCAGAGACAACCCCGCUCUGCAUAUGGCGCCCAUCAAACCCAAACGCUCAUUUAUAGAGUCCAACGUGUGAAUUUACUUUAUCAAAGCACAGGUUUUCAACAAACUUUGUCCCACAUAAGGUAGCAAGGGAGCUAGCUGAGAAGCUAGCUGCUUCCCUGGUGAGCCUGUUUUGUAGAGUUAUGUUGCUGAACUGCAUUUAUAAUCUAGAACCAGUGUUCAACUCAGGCUACUACGCUUCUGCUUACAUGUCUACAGCUACACUAGUGUAUACAAGAAAACCAGACAUACCUUAAGUAGGGAUUUAAAAAAAAAAAAAGUAAUAUAUUGUCUUAACUUUUCAUUUAUUAUAACAAAUAUAGAAGUCAGAGAAAGCUUUUGUGCACGAAUAUUAAAAAAAAAACCUCAUGCUAUUAGUUGCAGGAUAUGACCAUUUCUAUCGUCAAGUGUCUUUUAAAAAACAUUUAUAUUUGUACGGUGUACACUAUAUUUGCAGAUUAUAUAUUUCCCUGUAAGUGGUUAUCCGUCAGCAUUACAGGCUUGAAAAGAAAUUACUUUGUGUGCUUGAGAUUCUUUUUCUUGGUACAUUUGAUAAAAGAUGAGCUGUACGACUAUAGUCACAAUCUAAUAUUGAAUUGAUUGCUUCAAUAUUCACAGUAUAUGUAAUUUAUUUUUGCAUAGCAGAGAACAUAUUCAUAAUAAGUGUUUAUUGCUUUAUUUGGACAAAGAGCGAGAGCGUUUACACAAGCAGUCAAGGAAACAGUCGAGGAUAGAACAUAUUAAGACUGUGUACAUUGCUGUAUGUCCAUAGUUGUCAUAUACCCUUUUCUGAGUCAGUCUAUGGAUUACAGAAUGUUACCACAUUAUCAUUGUGGUAUAAUAAAAUCUUAAUGGAGGA
Gymnodraco acuticeps is the source of this 6609-nucleotide messenger RNA. RefSeq names its product protein TANC1-like. The transcript has 29 exons. The record is from RefSeq and is a predicted model, not a curated record. Gene Ontology annotation, molecular function: protein binding. Lineage: Eukaryota; Metazoa; Chordata; Actinopteri; Perciformes; Bathydraconidae. Bases 148 to 5784 code for a protein of 1878 amino acids.